AGAAAUUCCCCCAAGAAAGUAGCAAUUCCCCAUUGAGAUUGAUACGUUUCUUCUCAGCAUGACUCGUCGACCAGCGUGCGCAGGAUCCCUGCGCCGGCUGUGUGUUUCAGAAUAUUUUUUCGAAAUUAAAACUAAGCCCCCUUUAUGUACAAUAAGAUAAUGCUUCCGAACAAAUUAACCACUCCCACUCCCCAAAAUGAUCAUGACUGCGCCUUUUUCAGACCUUCUUUCCUGCUCAAACGUGAUUUUGCAUGCGCGAAAGCCACCGAGGGUUUUAAUUUUCUUUUGGGAGCAACUUGCGGUCCAGUGAAGUCUGCGCAGUGGAAAUAUUUGAACUACUUGUGGCAGCGAAGGAGAGUUGAAAGAAACUCUGAGUUAGUACUUUCUAAUAACCGCAGCAGCGGCGCCCGGUCCGACAGCAGGAUGACAACGCCCGACGAAGAGGACCCGGAACCGGCGGUGCCGAAGAACGCCUCCUGGGUGCACAUUCUCGGCCUGGUGGGCAUUGCGCUGGUGACGGCCACGUUCGUGUACGGAAUGGGACUCAAAUACGAAACCACCAAGGUUUUCAAUUCGUAUCCACAAAAGAAAACGUUUUCUCUUUGCGCCGCAAGAGUUAGUCGCGGUGUCGUGCCGGGUGUGGGCGGACUAGAAGUAUUUUCAACUGGGCGCUGUUUUUAGUUUGUGACUUGUAGCGAACUGGCAUGAGCCGUUUUGUAUGCAGCGACAACAACUGUUGCCAGCACACUGCUUUUGGUUCCGCAAAGAGAAACGUUUUCAGCGUGACACUUCCCACACCAAGUUUAUGGCCAAGAGGCACGAGCUGCAUCUGUAUGCAAACAAAAAGCCGGACUACGCGACGCCCGCAGAAGGAGUGUCGUCCGUUGCGGUCAACAAGGACGCUAGCACGGUCGCGGAACAGACUGCACCGACAACCGCGGCUCUUUCGGAUAAGACACAACCGGCUCCGGAUAGUACUUCUGCAACCGCAGGUGAUAGCGUACCCGCGUCUGCUACAAAAACUAGCGGCUCUACAACAGGAACCGAUACCACAAGUGCAGUUGGUGGCGGUACUAGUACUGCCGCAACAGACAAGCCCCUUUCUGACGCCGGUUCUGCGGUGGCGACUACGCACAAGAACGGCGACCCGGCAGAAACUGCGCCGCAACCUGCGGCUGCGGACGAGUCGCCAACUUUGCAUGAAGAUCCGCCGGAGCAACAAAAACUUCCACUCGCUGGGGGUAGUAAAAUACCAGUUGCGGGCGACAGUAAGAUUCCAGUCGCGGGACCACGGGGAGAUGUUGACCAGGCGGCUGCAAAGACGGCGCUUGGUCGAGACGAGCACAAGACCGACGAUGCCGUAAAGCAGCGUGCUGGGACGCUACCAAGCGAGGAUAGAUUACUUGCAGAACACGAUAAUGCAAAGCAAACUAGUGAACAAACGGGCACGUCGGAGACGCAGCGCCCGUCUGUUCCGCCGCCAACCGCUGCCAGCGAACAAGACGCCGGAAUAAAGAAACCUGGUCGUGUUUCGGAUGGUUACGAAAGCAGAGGUGACAAGCAGCCACCAGAAAGCCGUUCCUCGCACCCGGCUACCGAGAAAAUAUUGAAAUCAACCUUAGUGGGCAACGGCUUAAAAAAGCCCGAGCCGCCACCAGUGAUCGACCCUGACAGUAACGCCCUCGUCGCGGAGAGCGCAGAAGAAGCUGCGUCCGGACGAACGGACGAUAUGCAGGAUUCAGGAGGGUCAGACGCGGCAGAGGCAGCGGCGAAUGGUGGACAUAAUAAAGCGGCGGAAGAUGUUGAUAAGCGGACGGAUCCACUGUCUGAUGCUACUUCUAGUGGAGCAAAUAAUAAAGCCAACGAUGGUGCGACAGAAGACGCAUCUGUCCGAGGGCGUCCUCCGAAUUUGCAAACGGAUAGCACCGUCGCGAAAGACAAAGAUUUGAAAAACGCGGUCGAGGCACCUGCGCCAGAGAAACCCCCUCCAUCGGCUUCGGCAGGCACGACCACCGCCGCUAGAAGUGCAGGCACCGAAGCCACCGACGCGCGACCUGGUUUAGACGAAAAGCCAUCACCUGAUGUAAGCGAUAUAAGCCAGGCAGCGAAAAACAAAGGCACGUAUGCCGUAGGUUCUCCGGUUCCAGAAAAGCCCCCGCCGGUAGUUAGGAGCGACGCUGGGAAGCUAGAAGGGGGCGAGCCGGUAGUUGCCCGGCCGGUCUCGGAGCAGUCGCCCUCGCAGGAGCAGGUUCUUAGCCAAAGCGAACAGAAGGAAGCGAGCGAAGCGGAGGCGCGAACCGAGUCACCGGUCCCACCGCAUGCAAACGACGCGGCCGAUGCCAGGAUAGCGACCUCCGAGGUGAGAAACGCAGUAUCGCACCCACCAGCCAAGGAGGCGUCCCUUCUCCAGACCGAACCUGCAGCAGCAACUGCAAGUCCGACCGCCACGCGACCAGCGGAUGCCAGCAGCGCCUCCGCCGGAAUGCGACCCGAACCCACGGAGACGCGCGGCGGCCUCACCACUCAACCGAGCCCUUCGGACGCCUCGCCGGCGGUACCGGUAGUCAGCAUUGAGAAAGUGCGGCAUCUGAUGAAUAGAAUACGCAUACCCGUCGGAAAUAGCAUUGUAGCUACUGCGGGUCGUGGUCCUGCUUCAACACCAUCGCCGGAACAGGAUGCGCGAGUCGACGAAGACAAUCCCUACUCAUUUGUGGACGAGGGAGUGGCGCGCGACCGGCAGCGGAAAAAGCUCGACGUGGGGAGGAAAAAGAAAGUCCUAGGGAAGGAAAACUUUCAGCAUGCCGUUUUUCGUUUUCGUAGCGUCUCUUGAGGUUUUUACGAACAUAGUACCUCGAAUUGUUUUGCCGCAUGCCGGCACUACUGCAGUAUGUAUGUUUUCGUGAUCUGCGACGGCAUUCGCAGGCGAAGAGAAAAUGAUGAUGCUUGAGCCAAAAGGUAGAACUGACAACGGGCUCAUUAUGUAUCAACGAGGAAAUAAGUAUAUUGGCAUCUAUCUGGUACUACAUACACAUACACUCCAAUCCGAAAUGAGUGCCUCUCUCUAGCGCCGUGCGCGCUUGCGCAAUACGCUCAGAGAUUGUUUUAGACGAAACAGGGUUUGGUGUAGUUUUUCCGUGCCAUACGCAGGCGAAAAGGAUCGUCGCAUGAAACCCGCGAAGGAGGAUGAGGAAGAAAACAAGGGAAAGAAAAAGAAAGAAGCUUGUCCUUGCAACGACGAGGACGACUGGGAUGACAAGGGGAAGCCGCUCGGUGAAAAGCGGUCUUGUAGCUGCACUGAAGAAGAGAAGGACGACGAGAACGAACCCAAGAAAAAGGGCGCCAAAAGCCAGGCAGCGGGGCAGCCCAAGAAAAAGCGUAAGCAGGAGACGAGCGAGGAAAGCACAAGUUCUUUUCUGGGCGCGGAGAAUAACAAUAAACCAAACCAAAGCGGCGCGCCGAACCAGCUAUCACAAAGAAAACGAAGAAGUGCUCCCGCAAACAGAAGUGAUUCAAGGCCGUGCUAAUUCGCCUUUUUUGUAAAAGCGUCACUUGUUGUUGCGUUGGAAGAUAGUACUACGACAAGGUUGCAUUUUUUGAUGGCAAUGUCGUGAUCGUCUCGUUGCUGAGCAACUGCGGAAACGAGAACGGCGAAUUUUUUAGGUUUGAAGAUUAUGGCAUGCGCUUGAUCUAACUGUUAUGUGGUGUGAGCGAUGGGCCUUUUUUUUGUGAUAGCAGAAACCCGCGCAGGACGACGACAAAACAGAGUCGAGCGAGAACGAGAAGGCCGGUUGCAAGACUUGCGCUGAGCCGGACGACAGGGACAGCGGGACGAAGAAAAAAAUAGUCGAGGACGACAAAAAGAAAAAAACGAAAGACGAAAAGAAAAACUGUGACUGCCCUUGCAAUUCCGAGGCGGAAGAAGAAUCUGAAAGCAGACGCUCUUCAUCCUUUGUAGAAAACGAAAAGGCGAAGCACGAGCAGCAGCCGAAGCCGAAGAUAUGAAAAUCUAAAAUGCUCAAUCCACCACAGAGACCCAUAGCACCUUUCCCCUAAAGUCUACUGUUGCGUUUUUUCAUGUAACACUUUCGGAUAUUGGGCAUAUGAGGAACUGGAACGUGCUGCGCCUCUAUGAGGAUAUGCGGGCGGGUCAUAUUUAUUCGCCGCCUUCAGGUGGGCGUCCUGUCUCUACCUGAUGCAGGAGUUAAUUCUGAUGCAAUAAUUGAAAUCGACAACCGAACUUGUUCUGACUCCUGGUAGAUAAAUUUUUCAACAUUCGUCAAAUUUUGAAAGUUGCUUUGAGGUCACCUGCGCGGCGGGUCGUUUUUGGUUCUGAUAGUAGACGCCGAAGCAGGAUGACGAUGACGAAACAGGAGACCCAAAAGAGGACAACAAGGGCUGCGAGAAUUGUGCAGAGCCGGAUGACAGAGACAGUGGGACAACGAAAAAGAAACAGGGGGAGGACGACAAAAAGAAAAAAACGGAAGGCGAUAAACAAAACUGUGACUGUGCUUGCAAUUCCUCGGAGAAGAAGGAAGAAGAACCUGCAACACGACGCUCUUCCUCUUCCUUCGUCGAGAACGAAACCGCGAAGCACGAGCAGCAGGUGAGGAUAUCCAAUUUAAAAAUGCGCAACCCGUCAGAAAGACCUGCGACUGCGAGCAAGUAGUUUCUUUAUUCUUCUCAGUGCUCAUUAGUUAGUUUCGGUUUCUUUCCGCAGGAACUUUUGGAGGAACAGAUGACAGGCAGGGCGAAUUAUUGCUCGGAGAGUAGCUUUCCUUUUGCUGCACUUCCAGCGCGAGGCCCGCCGCGUAUGCAUGCGCUAGUAGGAUCGUGCGAUAAGUGCCUUGCUCAGGUGGUUUCAUCAUGCGCCGUAUAUUGGGCUAUUUCAAACCAAAUAUGAAAAUGAUGGUGACUCCCGGGAAAUUUUUGCAUGCACUGAAAAAGGAAAAUGCAACUUGGUCUGGGUUAUCAUGGGGGAGUGCGUUUUUUGGUGGUGAUAGCAACUCGAAGAACAGCCGGCGGUGAAGACUGAUGGCAACGCAAACGCAGGCAAGAGAAAGCAAGACGCCGAUGACGAUGCGGACGACGACGAGGGCGGCGGCUGUAAGAAUUGCAGCAAGAAGAAAAAAACGAAAGGCGGAGAGACGGAAAACGAUGACGAAGAGGAAGCCUCGUGUGAGGGUUGUAGCCUCAAAAAGCUCGAAGUGGUGAAGACGAAGUUAAAGCCGCAGCAGAACAAGAAAAACGCAGAACCAAAGGGCGCAAAAUCGACCAGUGCAGAGGAAGAAUCAACGAGCUUUCUGGAGGUCGUGAACCGCACUGCCGAGCAGCACUCCAGCCCGCCGCUUGCAGCCCAUGCCGCACAGGAACAGCAGAGAUCCAAUCUGCAGUCCCCUAGACCGGAAGAAGGUCCGCUUCCAGCACAAAUGGUGCAUCGGCCCGAGGAUAAUAAACUUCCCCACGACCGGAAUACGCAAGUGGCGCCUGCCAAUUUGCCAGCUCGACCACCAGUCGAAAUAAAGCGUGAUCCUGGACCGGAAGUGGUCAAAGAAGCGACAUCAAAUCGCGAGUCCGACGCAGUAGACACGAAAACUGCUGCUACUGCUGCCGCCGAUCCGCCAGUCGUGAGGCCUCUUUCGACGGCUGAUCAGCAGCCAUUAGGUAAUACUUUGCCGGUCGUCCCACCAGCUCUGGUCGCGAGUAUAAACGACGUCGAGAGGAGACUUCAGGCGUUGGAACGAAUAGCGAAGCAUGGCGAUACGAACUCCGCCGAAGAAAACUUUUCGUCGCCGGCGCUGACUGCAAUAGAAGCCGAGAUUUCGGAGUUACGAAGACAAGUGCGUGAGCAUUUGUUGCAUCAUCAGGAUCUCAAGGUGGAGAAAGAUAAGGGUAGAAGUAAGAGUUCGGAGGCGAUAGCGGAGCAGCGCGCUGCUCUUGCCAAGCCGCCUGAUGAGAAUCACGCGAAUAGGAAUCCCCGUGAAGCGGACAGGAAAUUAGCAGCGCUUGCUGAACUAGUAAGACAACUGAGACAAGAACUCGAACCAAACAUCUACACAUGACGUCUCAAUACAAGUAUCAUAUCGAUUUAGUACCAUAAUUAGACAGGAAUUAUUUCGGACGUAUUUUGUAACAUAGUGGCUCUAGUACCACACGCAUUCCGUG
Messenger RNA from Amoebophrya sp. A120, 6162 nucleotides. The record is from the annotation of a GenBank genome assembly. NCBI's taxonomy places the organism in Eukaryota, Dinophyceae, Syndiniales, Amoebophryaceae.